This is a messenger RNA of Bursaphelenchus okinawaensis, 548 nucleotides long. Lineage: Eukaryota; Metazoa; Nematoda; Chromadorea; Rhabditida; Aphelenchoididae. The record is from the annotation of a GenBank genome assembly.
AUGACAUUCUCUGAUGGCUGGGGCAAACGAUCUUCACCUUUGAAACCAUUUUCCGCAGGAGAUGACAGUAAGUUUUGUAUAUUGUAGUUAAUGUUGUUGAGGGUAGUUCCCGAUACUAUAAGCAACCUUACCGUAGUAACAGUUGUAUUAUGCAUCUAUAGGUGCCCAUAAAAUAGCUAUUAAAGUUCGUUUCAAAAAUGUUUAAUGAAUGUCACAAUUACUUUAACUUCAGAUGGUAUCAACUCUAAUCCCUUGCUAGACAAAUGUAACACCGAGUACUCCCAGACCCUUGUCCAACUACACCACAAAAUUAUGGUAAGUCUAACUCACCAAACAAAGAUGUAAACCAAGACCAACAACUACGAAAACCUUUUUCCUUACUGUAUGUUACAGUAAUUUUUAAAAAUUUCUUGACAUACUAUAAACCCUAGACAAAAGCAAGGCUUUACAUUACAACAAGCAUAUUUAAAUUGCAAUUCCAGAAGUUAUACGACAACUAUGAACAAUGUCAAAACCGCGCGCUGAAUGGAGUCGGUCGUCAGCAGUGA